AAACAAAUAAAUAAAUAAUGAGGGUCACCGAUCGAUUUGACAAGAUGGCUUACGGAAGAUUUCGUGCAAAGUAUCUUAAAUUCAGCUAUUUUAGCACAAUAAGCUUUAUAAUUUUAAUGAAUGUUUCGAUCACAUAUGAAGCUCUAAGUCCUGAUUAUUCAAAUGUGACAGAUUCGAUUGAACCUGGCUAUUUAUUUGCCAAGUUUGCUUCAAAAUUAUCGGCGCUCAAUUUUAGAGUAUCCCGCCGCAGCAACCCCAACACACAGCCCGACGGCAGCCGUGUACAGUGCAAGAGCCAGCUCCGUGUGAACAUUGCGAGAGAGAUCGGACCAUGGUCAAGUCGCCCGGAACAGGAGCGAGGCCGAGGCGGCGGUACCCGAGAAGCAGCUAGGGCCUCUGCAGGUCAGCCGACCAGUACUGUGGCGGUCAUUCCUUCUUCUGUCUUCAAUAAUUCACAGUUUCGUCAAAUGAUCACGUCCCACUGCAAGAGCGAAAUCGGAUUUCCAGAUUGCUAUGGGCAUAAAGGUAGCAGGAUACUCCAGAAGGUUGUGGCAGACUACGCAAACUUUGCGAAUGGAUGGCUGCCUAAUUGCAACAUCACGAGAGAAUGUGCAAAUAUGGCAGAGAGAGGGAGGACAGAAAAGUGGUUGAGAUCAAGAUGGACUCGUAUAUCUACCAACCGAUCGAUAAAUCUGCCAGUCUGUUAUGAAAUGGAUGAUUUGAGAGAGGUAUCGCCAGAACGAGUGGAUUUUUGGUGGUUUGACUUCUGCUGCUUCACUGGAGCCAUUUGUAAUCCAUUCACUCCUGCAGGGUGGGGCAAGCUGCUGGUGGGGGACCCAGAUUCAGCACAUCAAGUAUCUCAGCAUUUGAGUAUUUUACAUAACUCUACAUGCACUACAGAGGGCAGCAGAGCAGCUGGAGAGUUGGGUCUAGAGAGGUGUGUGAUUGAUACCAUCACUGCUUGGAGUGUGCUGAGUGGACCAACCGUGGCAAAGAUGCAGUCCGACGCCGUGGCAUCACUAGUCCGAUGUAGCCCAGACAUGUGGAUGAGUCCUGUGAGUACCUUUGAAGCGAUACUGAACAAGCUGACGGCAUCAGAGAUCCAGACCCUCCAUGUCAUGUUUGAUGCCCAUAUCACGGCACAGAAGGGCUCAACUUCACAGCAGAUAAUGAACUCCCAUUCCAGUGGUAGUUCUCCUACCAUGAAGCGGCAUGAGUUUGAGAUGACCCCCAGGGCGGUGUCUGGCAUCGUUGUAGUGAUCAUCCUCAUCUUCCUAAGCAUCCUGGUCGGGGCGUGGGCGGUGUACCAGAAGGUCCAGUCCUGGCGACACCCCAGGAACCACAUCCAGUACGCCCCCAUCGUCAUGCAGGAUGAUUUCCCUGAUGGUGUUGGGAGCCAGGAGGAGAUGGAGACCAUUCAUUCCUGGAGUAGGGUGGAGGACCUAGGACCAGACUCUGAUACAGAGGCAGGCCGUUGGGGUCGUGAAGGGGGUGGGGCGGGGUAAGGAUGAAUCCUGGGGGGUGUUUCACAAAGAUCCUAAGUCAAACUUAACUCUAAGUUGGA
Molecule: messenger RNA, 1564 nt
Organism: Strongylocentrotus purpuratus (purple sea urchin)
Lineage: Eukaryota; Metazoa; Echinodermata; Echinoidea; Camarodonta; Strongylocentrotidae
Exons: 5
Coding region: 18-1505 (495 amino acids)
Source: RefSeq, a predicted model, not a curated record